GAGCGCAGCGAGCGGCGCUCCCGGUCCCGUGUGGCCGCGGCCCCGUGGCGCCGGCGGCCUGAGGGAGUGGCGCUCCCCGACAUGUCUGCCGGGCUCUCGGCGCAGGUGUUGUUUGGAUUGUAGCAUAGAGGCACUAUGUACUCAGAGUGGAGAUCCUUGCAUCUUGUCAUUCAAAAUGAUCAGGGGAAUACCAGUGUACUUCACAGCUAUCCUGAGAAUGUGGGGAGAGAAGUGGCAAAUGCAGUGGUGCGUCCUCUUGGACAAGCUUUAAUUACAUCAUCUGUUGGAAGUGAGAGUUUACUGAAAACAGACAAAGAAGUAAAAUGGACUAUGGAGGUGGUUUGUUAUGGACUGACCCUCCCUUUGGACGGCGACACUGUGAAAUACUGUGUGGAUGUGUAUACAGAUUGGAUUAUGGCUCUUGUGUUACCUAAGGACUCUAUUCCUUUACCUGUUAUUAAGGAACCAAACCUUUAUGUUCAAAGCAUCCUCAAACAUCUCCAAAACCUCUUUGUACCAAGGCCAGACCCGGGAUCCAGUCAGAUCAGACUGUGCUUGCAGGUUUUGAAAGCUGUCCAGAAGCUGGCGCAUGAGUCAACAAUUAUGGCAAGAGAAACCUGGGAGGUUUUGUUAUUAUUUCUUCUUCAGAUCAAUGACACUCUUCUAGCAGCUCCAACUGUGCAAGGUGGCAUUGCUGAGAAUCUGGCUGAAAAAUUAAUUGGCGUGCUGUUUGAGGUCUGGUUACUGGCUUGUACGCGGUGCUUUCCAACACCUCCGUACUGGAAAACUGCCAAAGAGAUGGUGGCCAACUGGCGACAUCAUCCUGCAGUAGUUGAGCAGUGGAGCAAGGUCAUUUGUGCCCUUACUUCCAGGUUGCUGCGUUUUACAUAUGGACCUUCAUUUCCUCCAUUCAAAAUUCCCGAUGAAGAUGCUGGUCUGAUUCCCCUUGAAAUGGAUAAUGAGUGCGUUGCACAAACGUGGUUUCGCUUUUUACAUAUGCUGAGUAAUCCUGUGGAUUUGAGUAACCCAGCCAUUAUUAGCUCUACCCCCAGAUUUCAGGAGCAGUUUCUGAAUGUGAGUGGGAUGACUCAAGAACUGAAUCAGUACCCCUGCCUUAAACAUCUGCCUCAAAUAUUCUUUCGUGCCAUGCGUGGAAUCAGCUGUUUAGUGGAUGCGUUCCUAGGCAUUUCCCGACCCCGGGCAGACAGCGCACCGCCCACGCCAGUGAACAGGCUGAGCAUGCCCCAGAGCACCGCUACCAACACCACUCCGCCCCACAACCGGCGGCACCGCGCAGUGACCGUCAACAAAGUGACCAUGAAAACCAGCACUGUAACUACUGCACAUGCUUCAAAAGUGCAGCACCAACCCUCUUCUACUUCUCCACUCUCUAGCCCAAACCAGACAAGCUCUGAGCCUCGGCCGCUGCCAGCUCCUCGCAGGCCAAAGGUUAACAGCAUCUUGAACCUCUUUGGAUCAUGGUUGUUUGAUGCAGCAUUUGUUCACUGUAAACUUCAUAAUGGAAUAAACCGAGACAGCAGCAUGACUGCAUCUUUUAUCCAAAUUCUUCUUUCUUAUAAAUCUUCUAUAGCAACGCAGGCUAGUGUGGAGUUCCGCCGGAAAGGAUCCCAAAUGUCCACUGACACUAUGGCUUCCAACCCCAUGUUUGAUGCAAGUGAAUUCCCAGACAACUAUGAAGCAGGAAGGGCAGAGGCAUGCGGGACACUGUGUAGGAUAUUUUGUAGCAAGAAGACUGGGGAGGAAAUAUUACCAGCUUACCUAUCCCGAUUUUACAUGCUUUUAAUUCAGGGUUUGCAGAUAGCAGAUUUCAUUUGCCACCCGGUUCUUGCCAGUGUUAUUCUAAACUCCCCUCCUCUGUUCUGCUGUGACCUGAAAGGCAUUGAUGUUGUGGUUCCCUACUUCAUUUCGGCUCUGGAGACUAUUUUACCUGACAGGGAACUCUCAAAGUUUAAAAUCUAUGUAAACCCCACAGAGCUAAGAAGAGCUUCUAUUAACAUCUUGCUGUCUCUGUUGCCUCUCCCUCAUCAUUUUGGAACAAUAAAGUCUGAGGUUGUCCUGGAAGGGAAAUUCAGCAAUGAUGAAAGCUCAGCAUAUGAUAAACCAGUAACAUUCCUGUCCUUGAAGCUGAGGCUUGUGAAUAUCCUUAUAGGAGCUUUGCAAACGGAAACUGAUCCCAACAACACUCAAAUGAUACUAGGUGCAAUGUUAAAUAUUGUUCAGGAUUCAGCACUGCUAGAAGCCAUUGGCUGUCAGAUGGAAACAAAUGGUGGUGAAAACAACCUCUUCAAAAGCCACAGUCGCACCAACAGUGGCAUCAGCACUGCAAGCGGUGGCAGCACUGAGCCCACGACGCCCGACAGUGAGCGGCCAGCACAGGCCCUCCUGAGGGAUUAUGCUCUUCAUACAGAUACAGCUGCUGGAUUGCUGAUCCGCAGCAUUCACCUGGUAACCCAAAGGCUCAACUCCCAGUGGAGGCAGGACAUGAGUAUCUCCCUGGCUGCCCUGGAGCUGCUCUCUGGACUGGCAAAGGUGAAGGUGGCGGUGGAUCCCGCGGACCGCAAGCGCGCCAUCAGCUCCGUGUGCAGCUACAUCGUGUACCAGUGCAGCCGCCCGGCCCCGCUGCACUCGCGCGACCUGCACUCCAUGAUCGUGGCGGCCUUCCAGUGCCUCUGCGUCUGGCUCACCGAGCACCCCGACAUGCUGGAUGAGAAGGAUUGUUUAAAAGAGGUACUGGAGAUUGUGGAGCUGGGCAUUUCAGGAAGUAAAUCCAAAAACGGUGAGCAGGAGGUCAAGUACAAGGGAGAUAAGGAGCCAAACCCUGCAUCCAUGCGAGUGAAGGAUGCUGCUGAAGCUACAUUGACAUGCAUUAUGCAGUUACUUGGAGCAUUUCCUUCUCCCAGUGGUCCUGCUUCUCCUUGCAGCUUGGUGAAUGAAACCACAUUAAUUAAAUAUUCCCGUCUCCCUACCAUAAACAAGCACAGCUUCCGUUACUUUGUUUUGGACAACAGUGUCAUCCUGGCCAUGUUGGAGCAGCCUCUAGGGAAUGAACAGAAUGACUCUUUCCCCUCUGUCACGGUGUUGAUCCGUGGGACAUCUGGAAGAUUUGCGUGGGCCCAGCAACUCUGUCUUUUACCAAGAGGAGCUAAAGCAAAUCAAAAGACAUUUGUACCAGAACCUAGACCAGCUCCCAAAAAUGAUGUUGGGUUGAAACACAGUGUGAAACAACGCCCUUUUCCUGAAGAAGUGGACAAGAUUCCAUUUGUGAAAGCUGACUUGAGCAUUCCAGAUUUACAUGAAAUUGUGAAUCAGGAACUUGAAGAGCGCCAUGAGAAGCUGAGGAAUGGCAUGGCUCAGCAGAUUGUCUUUGAGACUUCCAUAGAUCAGAGGAGUGAAGAGGAGUGGCGGAAGAAGAGCUUUCCUGAUCCCAUCACGGAGUGCAAGCCCCCGCCGCCAGCGCAGGAGUUCCAGACAGCGCGUCUGUUCCUCUCUCACUUCGGGUUCCUCUCAUUAGAGGCAUUGAAGGAACCUACUAACAGUCGUCUACCUCCUCACCUGAUUGCACUUGACUCUGCUCUUCCUGGGUUUUUUGAUGACCUUGGCUACUUGGAUUUGUUACCGUGUCGUCCUUUUGAUACUGUUUUCAUUUUCUACAUGAAGGCAGGCCAGAAAACUAGCCAGGAGAUCCUGAAGAACAUGGAGUCUUCCAGAAUUGUUCAGCCUCACUUCCUGGAGUUCUUGCUGUCUCUUGGCUGGUCUGUUGAUGUUGGGAAGCACCCUGGGUGGACUGGUCAUGUCUCAACAAGCUGGUCAAUCAACAGCUGCAGUGAUGAAGAGGGACCUGAACAAGAUGAUCUAACUAUCUCAGAAGAUGUUGGGGCAAGUAUCUUCAAUGGGCAGAAGAAGGUGCUGUAUUAUGCAGAUGCCCUGACAGAAAUCGCCUUUGUUGUCCCAUCACCAGUGGAAUCACUGACUGAUUCACUGGAAAGCAGUGUUUCUGACCAAGAAAGUGACUCCAACAUGGAUCUGCUGCCAGGAAUAUUGAAGCAGCAGCCUCUGACACUUGAACUCUUCCCCAAUCAUACAGACAAUCUUAAUCCCUCCCAGCGGCUCAGUCCUACUGCUAGAUCCAAGAGGAUGCCUCAGGGCCGGACCAUCCCCCCAAUGGGACCUGAAACCAAAGUCUAUGUGGUCUGGGUGGAGCGCUAUGAUGAUAUAGAAAACUUCCCCCUCCCUGAUCUGCUAUCUGAGACUAGCACUGGUGUGGAAACCACAGCCAAUAGUAGCACUUCCCUGAGAUCUACCAUUCCUGAGAAGGAAGUUCCUGUGAUCUUCAUCCAUCCUCUAAACACUGGCUUAUUCAGGAUAAAACUACAAGGAGCAACUGGGAAAUUCAACAUGGUUAUCCCACUGGUGGAUGGAAUGAUAGUCAGUAGGAGAGCUCUUGGUUUUCUAGUGAGACAGACAGUAAUAAAUAUUUGUCGGAGAAAGAGGCUGGAAAGUGACUCAUACAACCCCCCCCACGUCCGCCGAAAACAGAAAAUCGCAGAUAUUGUCAAUAAAUACCGGAACAAGCAGCUGGAGCCAGAGUUUUAUACCUCACUUUUCCAGGAGGUUGGGCUCAAGAACUGCAACCCCUAGGUCAUUAUCUUCCAGGACAAUUGGAUCAGAGGUUGGUGGCUACAUGAAUGAAAACAGUUAAAUAACAACAACAAAUUUUCUCAGCCCUCCGGAAUUCAGGAAAUCAUGUUCUAGCACAAGUCAGCAGAUACCACGUGGGAGGAAUGAGAAAUGAAUCUGAAACAUUGCAGUUGGGAUAUUGAAUUGAUUCACCUACCCUCAGAAGAUUACUGAAUUCUAGUCUUCCUGGAUGCUAGCAAAAUAAUCUCUUCACCCAGUCAUCCUUUCCCGACUAAUUAGGAACUGUAGGUGUCUUGCUCUGAGGGGAAAACAAUCAAAGUAAAGCCAUCUCUGCAUAUGAGGAUGGAAAUAAGAAUACAAACCAACCUGCCUUAGAUGCCUUGCUACACCCACGUGUCCAAGGGCAAGAGAGCAGGAUCUUUCCUUGGAGGAGGAGUCUGUUCCAGAGCAUUAACUUCCCCUAUAAGAACUUCAAAGACAUUUUGAGUCCCCCUUCAGUGCUCCACAGAAAAUCCUUCACUGAGUGUAACCCAUCUGUGUACCAGAAGCCAGAGGAGGAAGAUGGCUUGGAAGAAGCAGGCCCUGAAAGCCAAAAGCCCAGAUGCUGUAUGUGGCCACUCCCACCAGGGCUCCAAGUGAGUCCAUCUGCAUACGAGACAACCACCAUCACCUGAAUUAACUGACUUUCCAGAAAGAGUUAUUAUUGGAUAGAGCUUUUGAUUCUAGAAAAGCGAGGUUAUGACUUUCAGAUCUGUUGCAAAAUGUCACAUUUUAUUUCAGUAGCUUGAUUUUUAUUUUUUAAUUCUUUUUAUAAUGCAACUACUUAAUUUAUUUUCAAGUGUCUGUGUCACCUCCUCACCAUUUCCAUAAAAAGCAUAAACAUCACUUGCCUUCCUUCCAUUGGAUUGAAAUCUGAGAUUUUGGGACUGCCUCCUCCCUGUUAUUUAUAGCAUGAGCAGUUUUUGCAGCUUCUACAACACUUUUCAGAAGCUCCUGUUAAACAGACUAAACAACUCAAAAAGAAAAUUCACAAAUUCAUCUUUUCCCUAUUAAUUCAAAUGCCAUGAAAGCCCCUUUGGAGUUAUAAUUCACAUUGUUUUGAAUCUCCAGUAUGUUCUCACGUUUGGCAGCAGUGCUUCCCUUCCACCUAGAUCAGGAGUUUUCAUUUUCAGCCUGUGGCUUUGGUGUGUUCAGGACCCAAAGAAUGUGCUGGGAAAAGAAGUUUCCAGCCAGGGUUGGGGUCUCAGAGGUGUGGGGGGCGCAGGCAGCCCUGGGAGCCCCUCUGGGUCCCGGCCCAUCCCAGCUGCUGCAGCAGAGACAGAG
Melozone crissalis (California towhee) is the source of this 5982-nucleotide messenger RNA. It is a transcript of the gene RALGAPB, whose product is annotated as Ral GTPase activating protein non-catalytic subunit beta. Gene Ontology annotation, biological process: activation of GTPase activity; regulation of small GTPase mediated signal transduction. The coding region runs from base 136 to 4659 and encodes 1507 amino acids. NCBI's taxonomy places the organism in Eukaryota, Metazoa, Chordata, Aves, Passeriformes, Passerellidae. The transcript has 31 exons. Gene Ontology annotation, molecular function: GTPase activator activity. The record is from RefSeq and is a predicted model, not a curated record.